AUGAAUCCCAGUCUUCUAUCUGGACAGGGUGAAACUCGAUUCUUCGCUGAUGUCUUCGAUCCCACCUUGGGGUCUUGGCUUACCGACGGCUUCUCGAAUGCCCAGGACUUGGAGGCCCUGGCCCUCCAGGCGAAUACAGGAGAGAUGCUGGACAUACCUCUUUUGCGAGCGCAAGAUCCCACUGGAGCACUGGAGAUGAAUUACAACUUCCAGUUCGGCUUCUUUCCCGCAACCAAUACAAACUCGACAAGUCAAGGAAACACAAGGCCGAACAGAUACUCCAUGCCUUUUCCUGCUAUGGUCGUGGAUGAUACGAUCGAAGCAUUCUUCAAGUAUGUGGCUGGCUGGGUGCCUCUUUUCCACAAACCGCGGUUUUACGCAAAGUACAACGUGCAUGGCCAAGACCCCGACAAAUAUCAGAGUCUCUCGCUGGAAGACUGCUUGAUCCUCGACACCAUUUGCGCCCUAGCCGCCCGCUUUUCCACAUCCUCGUACUUUGCCCAUCUACCUCCGAAAGGACGGGCUGAACCAUUCCUCAGUCAGGCGACGCAACUGUUUCAGGACGCUAUGAAGCUAGAUGCGGCCAUCCAAGCCAAUCUGUCGUUGCUCCAAGGAUUGCUUCUUCUGGGUUGGUAUCACCAGGUCUGUGGCUCCAGUGGGCGCUGCGGUAACCUCAUUGGUGUCUCCUGCCGAUUGGCAUACGACCUUGGACUCAACAACAUCGACCAUGACAUUCUGGAAUCGAAAGCCACAGCUCAAUGGACGUCGACAGAAGAAUGGAGCAAAAAAGAAGAGCUUCGUCGAGCCUGGUGGUUGGCUUGGGAGCUCGACAUGUUCUCGGGAACCAUCCUCAAGCGGCCGCACACGAUUGACAAGACUCACAUCAAUGUACUACUACCGGUAUCGGACGAGGCAUGGUUUUCGGACACGCGAGUGGCAUCGGUCGCAGCGAUACCCGACCCACUUCACGUGUGGAAGACGCUCAAGGACUCGCCGAAUGACGACGACAGGGCUUGGUUCCUGAUAGCGUCUUUCCUCAGGGCGUUCGCUCACGAUAUAAUCCACAGACGACACACGACCGCCCAGACCAUCCUCGACUUUCAGUCCUCCAUCACUUGCUUUUCUCUGAUCCUCCCUCAACGAUUUCACCUGUCCGCGAACACUCUCAGCUACGACGAGUCCAAUUUCGCGGCAAACAAUUGGAUCGUUUGCACUCACUUAAUCCUCCAUUCUAGUCGUUCAUCCCUUCGACUGCUUUGCCAUCGGAAGUUCCCGCAGCAUCUAGACGUCUCCCUCGAAACAUCAGCCUUGGAAGAUGAGAAGUUAGUCUGUCGCGUCAUUCGGGAAUGGGAUCCGAAUUACAUCCCGCGAACCUGUCCCCUAGUCACCACGACCCUGCUCGGCCCCGCAGCCAUCAACGCCAAAACAGCUUGCGAGCUCGCGGCAAACCCAGACGAGAGCAGACCCAUAUACCUCGAGAUGCUGAAGCUGGUACUUGGGGCGAUAGGCUCGUUUUGGCAGAUUGGGGCGUCUGUACUAGAACUUGUACAACUGCUGGAGGCUCGUCGGUCAAUUACCGAGUUGGUCAAUGCGCGCAAGAAUGACCUGGAUCGACUUCCUCUCCUUCUCCCCAAAAAUGAUGAAGAGCCCGGUAGCUGA
Molecule: messenger RNA, 1659 nt
Organism: Fonsecaea multimorphosa CBS 102226
Lineage: Eukaryota; Fungi; Ascomycota; Eurotiomycetes; Chaetothyriales; Herpotrichiellaceae
Exons: 4
Coding region: 1-1659 (552 amino acids)
Biological process (GO): DNA-templated transcription
Cellular component (GO): nucleus
Molecular function (GO): zinc ion binding; DNA binding
Source: RefSeq, a predicted model, not a curated record